UGACGGUGACAAUUUUCCGCACUGACCCUAUAGUCAUUGAAUUAAGUUCGGUAUUUCAGUAUUUUAAGUUCAAGAACCGCACUAUCACAGUGCCUUUACAUUUCAGAAGCUUUAUCUUCAUGUUUCCGUACCGUGUACUUUGAUAAGACAUAUGGUUUUUUUUAUCAUACUUGAUUCCAAUUUGAAAUUCGCUAUAAAUUACACAUCCAGCUAUUCUACUUUCAUAGUUAACCUGUUGAACGCUAAGAAAUAUAACCCUUUCGAAAUGAGCAAAUCUGGAGGUCUGUCUUCAAAACAUUAUUCAAGAUUAUUUUUACCUCAUUUAAAAAAACUAUAUCUUUCAGCGUUUUCGUUGCUUGUCAUAGCCAUCUUUGUAAUAACCGCAGUAGCACCUGAAUCACUUAAUUGCGUGGGUAACGUGGGUAUUACUUACUUCCCCAAUCCAGAUGCAUGCAAUGCAUUUGUUGUGUGCGUAGAAGAUUCAAUACUCUUCUUGGCGUGCGCGGAUGGUCUCAUUUUUGACAUAUUCACACUCAAGUGCAGUGAUCCCGCAACUUCUGUUUGUCUAGCGGAUCUAAUUGGCUCAACCGUACCACCAGAGUCCACCAGUUUAUCGACAACGGCAAUCACAACUCAACAUCCACCGAACACACCAGGCACUAGCGAAGAACCCAGCUGCCCAGAUCGAGGACUACAUUUUUAUCCCCACUUGACCGACUGUCAGCGAUACCACAAGUGUCUAUAUGGUAAGCUCUUCGUGCUGUCGUGUCCACUUACUUUGCUCUGGAACCAGGAGAUACAGUUCUGUGACUUCCGAUGGAAUGUUCCAUGUAAGAACACCUAAUAGCGUGAUAAUUGAUGAAUAAAUAAUGGCCAAUCGUAGUAGGCAACAAUGGGAGUGAACGUCCACAAAUAAAUGAAAUGUUUGGAGUUUAGAGUGAUAACAAGAUGUGUCAAAAUUUAUUGUUCAAACGAAAAUCUGUGGGGGCGGUAGUAAAAUGGUUCAACCGGAUCAAUCAACGGUAUUUAUUAAACUUUUUUUUAUUGCUUUGUCGGCUCCCAAAUAUGUCCUCAAAAGAUAAUAAAAUAUAGAGUUAUUUCGAGUGGCUCACUGCUGCAGGAUAAUAUGUAGUGUUACCUUAUUGCUGAUUCCACUUCUUUGAACAAGAGCUGCUUGGGAUAGUUGAUAUCGAUCCCAAAAUAAUUAAGCAGUAAGAAUUGUUUACUAUUU
Ochlerotatus camptorhynchus is the source of this 1231-nucleotide messenger RNA. RefSeq names its product chondroitin proteoglycan 2-like. Gene Ontology annotation, cellular component: extracellular region. Bases 152 to 844 code for a protein of 230 amino acids. The transcript has a single exon. Gene Ontology annotation, molecular function: chitin binding. NCBI's taxonomy places the organism in Eukaryota, Metazoa, Arthropoda, Insecta, Diptera, Culicidae. The record is from RefSeq and is a predicted model, not a curated record.